GGGGUGGGACGGGUGGGGAGAGGAGAAGGCCGCGGCUGAAGCAGGUGACAGAGGAGGAAGGAAGCGGCGGCGCGGCGAGCGCAGCAGCUCAGGCGGCGGCCCGGUUCCUGGGAGUGUCGGUGCGGCGUGGUGGUUGGGGCGGAUCCCGCGGGGCCCGGGCGGGGGAAGGAGUCACCGGCCCGGCCAUGGCGGACAACGAGAAACUGGACAACCAACGGCUCAAGAAUUUCAAGAACAAAGGCCGCGACUUGGAGACUAUGAGAAGACAACGAAAUGAAGUUGUGGUUGAAUUAAGGAAGAAUAAAAGAGAUGAACAUCUCUUAAAGAGGAGGAAUGUACCACAUGAAGAUAUCUGUGAAGACUCUGAUAUAGAUGGUGAUUAUAGAGUGCAAAAUACCUCUCUAGAAGCUAUUGUUCAAAAUGCUUCAAGUGAUAACCAAGGAAUUCAAUUAAGUGCAGUUCAAGCUGCUAGGAAGCUUUUGUCCAGUGAUCGAAAUCCACCAAUUGAUGACUUAAUAAAAUCUGGAAUAUUGCCUAUUUUAGUCCAUUGUCUUGAAAGAGAUGACAAUCCUUCUUUACAGUUUGAAGCUGCAUGGGCUUUGACAAAUAUUGCGUCUGGAACCUCUGAACAAACUCAAGCAGUAGUUCAGUCCAAUGCCGUGCCACUUUUCCUGAGGCUUCUUCAUUCACCCCAUCAAAAUGUCUGUGAGCAAGCAGUGUGGGCAUUGGGAAAUAUCAUAGGUGAUGGGCCACAGUGUAGAGAUUAUGUCAUAAAUCUUGGAGUUGUGAAACCUUUACUUUCCUUCAUAAGUCCAUCUAUUCCUAUAACAUUCUUAAGAAAUGUUACUUGGGUUAUGGUUAACUUAUGUCGGCACAAAGACCCACCACCCCCAAUGGAAACCAUUCAGGAGAUUCUUCCAGCUCUUUGUGUUUUAAUUCAUCACACAGACGUAAAUAUACUGGUAGAUACAGUCUGGGCCCUCUCUUACCUUACUGAUGCUGGCAAUGAGCAGAUACAGAUGGUAAUAGACUCUGGAAUAGUCCCUCAUUUGGUUCCUCUGCUCAGCCACCAGGAAGUGAAAGUUCAGACUGCUGCACUUCGAGCUGUGGGCAACAUUGUUACUGGAACUGAUGAGCAAACACAGGUAGUUUUGAACUGUGAUGCUCUGUCACAUUUCCCAGCACUUCUGACACAUCCCAAAGAGAAAAUUAAUAAAGAAGCAGUGUGGUUCCUCUCUAACAUCACAGCAGGAAAUCAGCAGCAGGUUCAGGCAGUAAUUGAUGCCAAUCUUGUGCCAAUGAUAAUACACCUUUUGGAUAAGGGGGAUUUUGGCACUCAGAAAGAAGCUGCUUGGGCCAUAAGUAACUUAACAAUUAGUGGAAGGAAAGAUCAGGUGGCCUGCCUAAUUCAACAAAAUGUUAUACCACCUUUUUGCAACUUGCUGACUGUAAAAGAUGCACAAGUUGUGCAAGUAGUACUCGAUGGACUAAGUAAUAUAUUAAAAAUGGCUGAAGAUGAGGCAGAAACCAUAGCCAAUCUUAUAGAAGAAUGUGGAGGACUGGAGAAAAUUGAACAACUGCAAAAUCAUGAAAAUGAAGACAUCUACAAAUUGGCCUAUGAGAUCAUUGAUCAGUUCUUCUCUACAGAUGAUAUUGAUGAAGAUGCUAGCCUUGUUCCAGAGGCAAUACAAGGUGGAACAUUUGGUUUCAAUUCAUCUGCCAAUGUACCAACAGAAGGGUUCCAGUUUUAGAAAGAUGCUGUGGAAGUUAGGUACAAUGCAGCACUGAGAUAUAUAUAUAUAUAUACAUAUAUAUAAAAAGGUUUGAUCCAUCAAGCUUGGCUCAUGGGAUCUACUGCUGCAUUAAAUCGGGAAAGAAAAUG
Messenger RNA from Myotis lucifugus (little brown bat), 1882 nucleotides. It is a transcript of the gene KPNA4, whose product is annotated as karyopherin subunit alpha 4. The coding region runs from base 186 to 1751 and encodes 521 amino acids. The transcript is spliced from 17 exons. Gene Ontology annotation, molecular function: protein binding; nuclear import signal receptor activity. Gene Ontology annotation, biological process: NLS-bearing protein import into nucleus. Gene Ontology annotation, cellular component: nucleoplasm; cytoplasm; nucleus. The record is from RefSeq and is a predicted model, not a curated record. NCBI's taxonomy places the organism in Eukaryota, Metazoa, Chordata, Mammalia, Chiroptera, Vespertilionidae.